Messenger RNA from Trichoderma virens Gv29-8, 1854 nucleotides. RefSeq lists its product as uncharacterized. The annotation marks the transcript as partial. Gene Ontology annotation, molecular function: RNA binding. Lineage: Eukaryota; Fungi; Ascomycota; Sordariomycetes; Hypocreales; Hypocreaceae. Gene Ontology annotation, biological process: endonucleolytic cleavage in 5'-ETS of tricistronic rRNA transcript (SSU-rRNA, 5.8S rRNA, LSU-rRNA); ribosomal small subunit export from nucleus; endonucleolytic cleavage in ITS1 to separate SSU-rRNA from 5.8S rRNA and LSU-rRNA from tricistronic rRNA transcript (SSU-rRNA, 5.8S rRNA, LSU-rRNA). The record is from RefSeq and is a predicted model, not a curated record. Gene Ontology annotation, cellular component: nucleolus; 90S preribosome; preribosome, small subunit precursor. The transcript has a single exon.
GGCGGUGCCGGCGAGAGGGAAUUCUUCGGCAUGCUGGCCGAUGACGAGCAAGAAUACUUCCGACGGGCUGAUGAGAUGCUGGAACUGAACCAAUUCCCAACCCCGGAGGAGCGAGACAUCUUCUUGCAGAGUGUCUACCGUGAAGCAAAAGGCAAGGAGCUCAAGGUCGCCAGCAGCCAGUCUUGCUCUCGGCUGAUGGAGCGGUUGAUACAGCUUGCCUCCACGGCCCAGAAGAAGCAGCUGUUUGAAGCCUUUGGAGGCCACUUCUUGUCGCUGGUACAGCACCGCUUUGCCAGCCACUGCUGCGAGGCUCUCUUCCUACGAUCUGCAGGUGUUGUCACGCAGGAGCUUGCUGGCUUUACCGGGUUUGUGAUGGACACCAAGGGUGCAGAUGUCGAAGAGCAGCAGCCUGAGGCUUCCAUGGAGCACUUGUUCUUGGCUACACUGGACGAGCUUGAGGGUAGCUUAGGUUACCUCAUCACCGACCGAUUCGCUUCACAUACGCUGCGAGUCUUGUUACUAGUACUAUCUGGAAUGCCCCUGGAAGAACAAUCAUCACGUACGCUGCUGAAGAGCAAGAGGAAAGAGAAGAUCACCGUUGUUGGAUCUACAGCGGCAGAUGCGCAAAACCACGGCAAGCGAGCGGUGCCGGCAUCUUUUACCAUGGCAGCCAACAAGAUCAUGCGAGACUCGGUAGCAGGAAUGGAUGCCACAGGAAUCCAGGUCCUGGCUAAACACCCCAUUGGCAACCCAAUCCUGCAGCUCAUCCUAGAGCUUGAUCUGACACUCAAUAAGGGUGAACCCAAGGGCGAAGAGGGGAAAGCCGACGAUGCUUCUCCUUCUCUUCUCCAGCUACUUCUUCCCGGCGCUCCCAAAUCACUGUCUGAUGGUGCUUCUGCGGCUUCCGAGUUCAUCAACGGCAUGGUAUACGACCAGAUUGGCUCGCGACUCAUCGAAACGCUCGUCAUGCAUGCGCCAGGAAAGAUUUUCAAGGCGCUUAACCAAAACAUAUUCCUGCCCAGGAUACAAGGCUAUGUUCGCAACGACAUCUCGUGCUAUCCUGCUAUCAAGGUGCUUCAACGACUGGGCAAGGAUGACCUCGCAAAGGCUGUCGAUCAAAUUGCGCCAACUGUUCCCCAGCUAGUCUCCAAGGCAAGAUAUAACGUCUUGGCGACCCUUUUCGAACGAUGCGCGGCCAGAAACAUCAACGACGAAACCAAAAAGCUGAUGAAAGGCUUGAAAGAGGGAUGCGGCAGUCAACCAGCUGAUCUAGUCAUGACCUUGUGCUCCUUCUCAGCCAACGAAGAGGAAGAGAAGAAAAAGAAGAAGGACGUGCAGCAGCUAACCAAGAACGAAUAUGCCGUCCAAUCCCACGGCGCCAAUCUGCUCACCACCUUGCUCUCAAUCUCCGGCCCAGCAAAGGGUGUUCAAGAAUCCAUCCUUGCUCUGCCAUCCGACCUUGUCCUCCGCCUCGCCAACACGUCACUACCAACCGUCACCGUCCUCACUACUGCCAUCGCCACACCAUCUACCAAUUCUACUUUCCAAAAGGGUCUCAUCAACACUCUGAUGCCACACAUACCCGACCUGGCAACAUCCCAGUAUGGCCACAACCUCAUCAACGCCAUUGCCGAAAUCCCCAGCAAGGGCAAGGACUGGAGCAUACCCCAGCACAUGAAAGACAAGAUCAUGACCGCCCUCGGAGCGCACGAAUCCCAGCUGAGAGAGUCAUGGAUGGGAAGGAGCGUUUGGCGGACGUGGAAGGGAGACAUGUGGAAAACACGGCGGUUUGACUGGAAGAGCUGGAUGAAGGAGCUGGAUGAGAUCAAGGCGCCACUUGCUGCUGCGCCCAAG